Molecule: messenger RNA, 1518 nt
Organism: Ostrinia furnacalis (Asian corn borer)
Lineage: Eukaryota; Metazoa; Arthropoda; Insecta; Lepidoptera; Crambidae
Product: ommochrome-binding protein-like
Exons: 1
Coding region: 434-1321 (295 amino acids)
Source: RefSeq, a predicted model, not a curated record
UUUGACGGAUUCGAUUUUCGAUUCGAUCAAAAAGUGCGUUUUGUCUAGGGGGGCAGAUUUGUAUGCUCAUCAUAUUACGUCGAUGCCACCCCUCCCGUGCCGCAUGCCGCUUCCAUAGCAAAGCAACCUAGCAAAAUAAUAAAAAAAUCGUACAUUCGUUUGCCAUGUUAGCCUUUAAUUGUAUCGAUAUUGACUGGAUAAAGUUGUAACAAUUAUAAACACAAAUUCCACCUAAACGUAACUAUUAGAUAUACUUUGUAUUGACACAUUUAAAUGAAAUCUGAAACGAAACAAAUAAAGCCAUAUGGUGAUGUUAUGUUAAGUACCUAUUAACGUUUUGAUACGUCUACAUUUAUUAAUCAAUCUUUUCACUGCAUAAUCAUAAAGCAUUUUUGUUCCGAAUUAUUCAGACGUGUUGUUUCAUAUUAUAAACAUGAAAUAUUUCAUAUUAAUGAUAGUUUUGUCUGUAACAUUUGCUGAACACAUCAAUACAACUGAGGACACCGAGAAAAAUGCUUUGCGUGAAGGAAUAAUCAACGUUCAUGGGAAACCUCACAUGGAGUUAACGGUAAUAGACGGAGUAAAUCGACCACACCAACUGUCUUAUUACAAGCGACGAGCUGCGAAAUUAUUUCAAGAAGUGUACUUCAGCUACAACGUUGAGCAGCAAAAUGAAAGCACCUCCACGAUUGGUUACAUUGGUUUCCAGGUUCCACGACCUGGAAACCCAACUGCAAGAAUACAUAAAAUAUCUUCAGUAAAAAACGGCUUCGCCACAGCAAUCGAUUAUGCAAACAAUGUCAUUUAUUUAGGAGGAAGUGAAGGAAUAUACGAACAAAAUCUCAUGCUGGGUGGUCUAUCUGAACCUCAUUUGUUUAUUCCGAAUAGAAAUAUCUGGGACCUCUUCUUCAAAGACAACCUGUAUUUCAUAGAGUUUCCAUCGAGAAGGUUGUACAAGGUUGUACAAGUUAAUAAUAAAACCGAAUCGGUACAGUCACAUAUUCAUGAGAAGUUAUACCAAUUUGUGAUCGACGGUGAUGGAGAUACCUUCUUAAGUAAUAAGUCAGGGUUAUUCAUGAUAAGGAAAGACACAAACAAUCGUAUCCACAUUAAAGGAGCAAAAGCUUUCCGCGCCUUCAAGGUGAGUAGGAAGGGUGUGGCUUAUUUCUGUGGAAAGAACAAGAUUUAUGUCGCCGAUAAAGAAAAGGAAUCACUUGUCAAAAUUGCUUCUAUAAAAAAUAUUACUGGAUUGACCUUCGAUUACGACAAUAACAUGUACUUUUCUGAUCCACAUAGGAUUGCGAAAUUGUUACCUGUGUAGGCGCAGCUUAGGUACUCUUUUACUUUCAUCUGUAACACAACGUUUAUGUGAUUGGCAUAUAAUCAUUAUUUUAUUUAUUUUAUCUAAGAUUGUAUCCCUUGAUUGUCACCUGUUGUGUGUUCCUUAUUAAAUUCGCAAUCCUAUGUGGAUGUACCAAUCUUAAGAUUGUAAAUCCUAAAUGAAUGGAACACCGAAAU